CGCGCGGUUUUUACGCAAUCGGAAUAUGCUCUAAGAAUUUGUAUACAAAUAUAGCUUCAGUAAUUUUAUUAAUUUUAUUCUUUUAGUUGGUUAUACGAGAAAAAUGUUUUCUUCCAUAUAAUUAAAAAGUCAUUCUUGAAAUGUCCACCAAAAGAACCCUUCCGUUGUGGAUGCGUGAUGCCGAAAACUCGCCAGUGAGUAAAAAGACCACACUUUCAGAUAGCAAGCAGAACCAGGACUUAAUGGUGAAAGAUGAACAGCAAUCUACAAACGAUGAAUCGAAUCAAGAAAACAUUCCUAAGCGAAGGUUGCGCAGCAACUUCAAAUUGCCAGACGAGGGUGAGCCCAAACGUGACCGCGAAGUGAAAAUAAAUAUUGACGAUGUACCGUUCAUUGACUAUCGAGGUAAAAUUCAUUACUACACUGACUGGCGUGACAUGGCUUACGCCUGUGACCAGCUACUGCAGUGGGUGGAGAAGCAAACCCCCGAACAGAGCAAAGUGCCGAUAGCAUUCGAUCUGGAGUGGCCCUUCAGUUUCCAAACUGGUCCGGGUCGAACGGCUCUGAUGCAACUUUGCGCGGAAACCGAUUGCUGCUAUCUGUUUCAAAUUUCCUGUGUGAAGAAACUGCCGGCUGCGAUGUUACAGCUUCUGCUGCACCCGAGAGUUCAACUUCAUGGGGUCAAUGUGAAGAAUGAUUUUCGCAAGUUGGCACGACAUUUCCCGGAAGCCAAUGCCGACACGAUGAUUGCCCAGUGUAUCGAUUUGGGCCAGUGGUACAAUCAGAUCCAUGGAUCGACCGGUCUGUGGAGCAUGGAACGGUUGGUGCUGCAGGUAUGCCGGCUCCGGAUCGAUAAGAACAAAAAGGUACGCAUGAGCAAAUGGCAUGUGCUGCCGUUGAGCAAUGACCAGAAGAUGUAUGCUGCGGUGGAUGCUUAUAUUGGUCAACAAAUCUACCUCAAACUGCGCGAGAAGGAGCUGAAAUUGGAACAGGAACGUCAUGAGUUGGAACUGAGCUCUCCCUCACCGGAACAGUAGAACAGAACUCGAGAUCGGAUUUUAUUUAUUAAGGUA
Malaya genurostris is the source of this 1073-nucleotide messenger RNA. It is a transcript of the gene WRNexo, whose product is annotated as 3'-5' exonuclease. NCBI's taxonomy places the organism in Eukaryota, Metazoa, Arthropoda, Insecta, Diptera, Culicidae. The record is from RefSeq and is a predicted model, not a curated record. The transcript is spliced from 3 exons. Gene Ontology annotation, biological process: nucleobase-containing compound metabolic process. Gene Ontology annotation, molecular function: 3'-5' exonuclease activity; nucleic acid binding. The coding region runs from base 141 to 1037 and encodes 298 amino acids.